AUGUCUUCGUCGUCCAAAAAAGUCGUUGAAUCGUUUCCAGAUGUUGAAGCCAAGCUUCAAAAGGCCCACAAGCAAUCCGCAUUCGACAAGGAAAGAGCCGACCGAGAAGCAAAGCGGAAGCGUGAGGCAGCCGAGACGGCCGCAGUAUAUGAAAGCUUCGUGAAGAGCUUCGACAACGAGGACGAUGACGAUGACGAGAUCAGUGCAAUCGCCCGCGGCGGACAGGGUGCACCCUUCAACAACAGAUCACAGGGGCCCGGCAGAGGAGGCUUCGCACCCGUACCCGGCCCUGGAAAGAGACACUUUGGAACAGGUUUAAAGAGUGGCCCGGGGAGCCUGGGUCCAGGCCCUCCAACAGGUUAUGGCAGGAAUAGGGGUUUCGACGAAAGCUAUCGACGCGAUGAUGCCAGCAGAGGACGACUAGGCCGGUACGAAGACGACAGAGAAUAUGACCCAACAUCGAGAGGAAUCUCGAAGGCCUUCAAUACCAGCGACGAUGAAGCCGAAGGUAGGACGGCAGACAGGGCAGAAGACAGAGCCGUCGCGAAGCCAACGCUGAGACUUGCCAACCUGCCACCGAGGAUAUCGCCUGCGGUCAUCAAGGCCUUGAUACCACCAAACCUUAACGUUGAGAGUGUCAAGAUUCUGCCCCCAGCACCGUCGGCCGCCAGCGAAAGGAAAUCUAUGACAUCCAUUGUCAUUCUCUCGCCAGAUACCGCCGCCACGGACAUUGAUGCUGCUGUUAGCUCACUCCAAAACAGGUAUCUUGGCUUUGGCUUUUACUUGUCUUUGCACCGUCACUUGUCAUCCGCAGUAGCCGCUACAACAGUAUCCUCGUCACUUGUAACUACAGCGUCCUCACACCCAUUCGGCGCCAAGCCUGUGGCUCAGCCAGAGGACCAAAACCGUAACCAACAGACCCAGUUCCAUCGCGGGUUUGCUCCACCAACCUCAUAUGGUCCACCGAGUGGUGGGCCCCUCGCCAGGGCCGGUCUUUUCCAUGUUCCCAUACAGGCACCACGAGACAUCAAGCAACUCCAGUUGAUCCAUAAAGUCAUUGAGUCUGUGCUUGAGCAUGGCCCGGAGUUUGAGGCUCUGCUCAUGUCUCGGCCAGAUGUGCAAAGAGAAGAGAAAUGGGCUUGGCUCUGGGAUGCCAGAAGCGAAGGCGGUGUCUGGUACAGAUGGCGCCUUUGGGAAGUCAUUACUGGCCUACGCAGCAGAGGUGGCAAGCCCGGCAAGUACGUACCUCUGUUCGAAGGCAGUCAUGCCUGGAAAACACCUGAGAAGCCUUUGAUGUUCGAAUAUGCCACAAACAUUAGCGAAUUUGUAUCGGAUUCAGAAUACAAUUCCUCGGAUGAGGAAGAUUACGAGGACGAGGGCAACAAACCUAAUGACAGCGGACCUGGUAAUGAGAACGAGCAUGCCUACCUCAAUCCCCUAGAUAAAGCUAAGUUAGUACAUCUACUUGUCAGGUUGCCCGCUACCUUGGGGCGGAUACGCAAAGGCGACAUAGCGAGGAUCACUACUUUCGCCAUCACACAUGCCAGCCGGGGAGCUGAUGAGAUUGUCGAAUUGAUUGUAUCAAAUAUACAGAAGCCAUUUGGAACGACUGCUGCAAACCCUGAGUCGAAGCAAAGCGUCCAGGCCGCCCAAGAUAUGCCUCCCAGAGGGCAGGACUUUGACCCAUCAACGCCAAUUCCGGAUGAUAAGGAGAAACAAGGCAGCAACGAACAGGUCGACACAAGUCCUGCAAGCCUGGUCGGUUUGUAUGUUGUCAGCGACAUUCUGUCUUCUUCAGCGACGAGUGGUGUCCGGCAUAGUUGGCGGUAUCGACAGUUGUUCGAGUCGGCAUUGCGGGACAGGAAGAUCUUCGAGUAUCUCGGCCAGACAGCCGAACGAAUUGGUUGGGGCAGGCUUCGAGCCGACAAGUGGAAACGCAGUGUUGGACUCAUCCUCAGCCUCUGGGAGGGCUGGUGCGUUUUCCCUGCUGAAAGUCAGGAAUUGUUCGUGAAGAGCUUUGAGAACCCACCCAGUCUUGCCUCUUCAAAUAACUCGGAAUCCCAGCAAGUAGUGGACGCCGCUGAAGCGGAAAAGAAGGCUGGUGGCCGUUGGAAGACAGUGGAGGCUGGCAACGAUGAAGCACAUAAGGGUUUCAAGCCUGUGAGCAUCGAACCAGGAUCCGGCUAUGAUCCAUCAGCAGAAAAAAUGGAUGUGGACGAUGAACUCGACGGGGAGGCCAUGGACGAUGACCUAGGUGACGAUAUGCUGAUGGAUAGCGACAUCGACGGCAAACCAAUGUCCGAGGAUGAAGCAGAAUUAGACGAAGAUCCUAUGGACGAGGAUACACUUACUGUUUCCAACUUAUCAGCACCCACUAGUUUACCACAGCAAGGGGACGAGGCCACCACAAAGCCUGUUGCAGAGGCCCUGGAUAAGGAAGAACGGCCCGUCCGAAGAAGAAUGAGAGCAGUGGAUAUGUUCGCAGAUGAUACAAGCGAUAAGGAGCGAUGA
Molecule: messenger RNA, 2511 nt
Organism: Truncatella angustata
Lineage: Eukaryota; Fungi; Ascomycota; Sordariomycetes; Amphisphaeriales; Sporocadaceae
Exons: 2
Coding region: 1-2511 (836 amino acids)
Biological process (GO): RNA processing
Cellular component (GO): nucleus
Molecular function (GO): RNA binding
Source: RefSeq, a predicted model, not a curated record